AGGGAUUUCCCUGAAAUGAAAGUGAAGGCAAAGAGCCUGCAGGCAAACCUUCAGAAACAUAUUUCAGGCCCGGCUAGGGGAGACCAAAGCUGCUCAGAAGGCACAAGCAAGAGUUGAGUUGCCGUAGACUCCCACUUUUGCCCUGCUCUGAAGCCUCACCUAUUGCCGACGGGACCACAGACCCAUGGCUCUCCGUGCCCUUCAGGAGGAGCAGGCCAGACUAAAGAUGAGGCUGCAGGAGCUGAAGCGGGUCAGACAGGAGCACAGGGACUUCCCGCAAAUCAAGGUCCCACUCCCAGUGCCGGAGAUCCCCCUGGUGUUCCGAGGACACACUCAGCAGGGCAGGAAAGUGCCCAAGACUUUGGUUUCCAACCUGCGGAUCUGCUACCCUCUGCCUGGAGGCUCUGCUCUGGUCACCUUUGAUGACCCCAAGGUGGCCCAGCAGUUGGUACGACAAAAGGAGCAUAAGGUCCACAUGGAAGAGUGCCGGCUGCCAGUGCAGGUCCAGCCCUUGGAGCUGCCCAUGGUGACCACUAUCCAGGUGUCCAGCCAGAUGAGUGACAGGAAAGUGCUGGUCAGCGGGUUUCCUACCAGUCUCAAGCUGAGUGAGGAGGAGCUGCUAGACAAGCUGGAAAUCUUCUUUGGCAAGACCAGGAACGGGGGUGGUGACGUGGAGACUCGGGAACUGCUGCAAGGGGGUGUCGUGCUGGGCUUCACUAGGGACGGAGUGGCCCAGCGCCUGUGCCAGAUUGGCCAGUUCACAGUGCCACUGGGUCGGCAACAGUUCCCUCUGAGAGUCUCUCCCUACGUGAGUGGGGAGAUCCAGAAGGCUGAGAUCAGGUCCCAGCCAGUGCCCCAGUCGGUGCUGGUGCUCAACAUUCCUGAUGUCCUGGAUGGCCCGGAGCUGCAUGAUAUCCUGGAGAUUCACUUCCAGAAGCCCACCCGCGGGGGUGGAGAGGUAGAGGCCCUGACAGUUGUGCCCCAGGGACAGCGGGGCCUGGCGGUCUUCACUGCUGAGUCGGGCUAGGAGCCUACCCUUCUCAACACCCCCACCCCUCUGCCAAGGUUCUCAAACUGGGCUGGGGUUGGGUGCACGUGUACGAGAGAGACUGUGCUGGUCAACAGCGGGCAGGGAUAAUGAAUUGUGAAACGCUGCCCAGGAACAGUAAAAGUGCCUGCUUGGCAUGAUCUUCUUCCUCA
Equus caballus (horse) is the source of this 1200-nucleotide messenger RNA. RefSeq names its product interferon induced protein 35 (gene IFI35). NCBI's taxonomy places the organism in Eukaryota, Metazoa, Chordata, Mammalia, Perissodactyla, Equidae. Gene Ontology annotation, cellular component: nucleus. The record is from RefSeq and is a predicted model, not a curated record.